This is a messenger RNA of Phodopus roborovskii (desert hamster), 1463 nucleotides long. RefSeq names its product collagen alpha-1(I) chain-like. The record is from RefSeq and is a predicted model, not a curated record. NCBI's taxonomy places the organism in Eukaryota, Metazoa, Chordata, Mammalia, Rodentia, Cricetidae. Bases 1 to 858 code for a protein of 285 amino acids. The transcript is spliced from 2 exons.
AUGUCCCAGGAGGUCGCCAGGCCAGAAUCGGGAAGGAAGCGGCGGCGGUCACAGUGUCCCAUCAGACCGGCGUCUGAGCACCACAGCCACCUCAUCAAAGGCCGGCCCUGCCGCGCCGUCAGGCCGCAGACCACGCCCCCGCGCUCGGCGCGCCGCCCCGCGAGCAGGCCGGGCCGGGACGCCGCGCUUCCUUCCGCAGGCCCUCCGGCCCGGGCCCCCGCCCCGCCCCCGCCCGCGCCGCCUGCCCCGCCUCUCGCGGCCAGAGUUCCAAGAGAACGCCGGGGGCCCCCGACCCGCGCCCGCAGAAUUCCGGGCCGCCGCGGCCACGCCGAAGACACCAGGAGGGCGGGCGGCGCCCUGGGGCCAAGGUGGCCCCUCAGCUGCGAUGGGCCGGGCCGGGUCGGGCCUGACUCCCGAGGUAGCAGGGCCGCCCGACAGCACCCGCCGGCCGCGGCCGCCAGCCGCUCGGGGCGAUCCUGCCGUCCUUCCGCGAGCCCCUCCCUCCAAGGCCUCCUUCUCCGGCGCUCACCUCCCGACUCCGCGCCCGCAGCCUGUGCUUCAGCUCCAGCUCGGGUUCCGGGGCCUCGGAUCGCAGCGACUCCCUCACAGCUGCGCUCCGCAGCGCAACCGAACUGCGGGCCCCGCCCUCGCGGCGUCCGGACCAACAGAUGGGCGGUGCCGCAGCGCCGCCAGGUUUCCAUUGGACAGGGCGGCGGGGGGCGGUUCCCGCAGACGGGCGCUCUCAGGGCAGCCUCCUGCCGGGUCUCCUCCCCUGGCGGGGCUCCGGCGGACAGCUUGCCAGCGUUGUCUUCUUCGUCUCGUUGUCCACCCUCCUCCCAGUCGAGGUGCCCCAAGUAAUUCUGCCGGACGAAAGUAAGGCCUUCUCCCUCUUCUCCAAAGCGCCAUGACAGUCCUAAUCCUCCGAAAAGACAAAAGGAACGAGAGGCUCAGCCUCAACCCAAGAGACAGCACACCCACAUUUCCCAUUUGGGAAGGAGACAGUGCUCUGGGCACCAGUUUUUCAGAAAGCUUUUUGUUGCUGUUGCUUAAUAUGAGAAUUAGUAGUUGCAGAUUUGUGUAACACUAUUUACCCAAAUACACCUAAUUUGAACCUCAUAAAGACGAACUGAAAUUAUCCAGUGAUAGUUGACGAUUGUGAAGACGAAACAACAAAAAAAGUUACCCAUAUUUAAGUUGAUGUAAACCCAAUUAAGAAUCCCAAGUGAGAAGAUUCAUCAAAACUGUCCUUAAAGAGGUGUUUGGAAAGAACUUAGAUUGGCUGCGAGUUAGUGUAAAGAAACUACAACAGACUCUGGGUAAGCCAUUUAUCUUGGAAGACUAAAUCUAAGGAACGGAAAUUCAUUUUGCCUUUAUACAUCUAUUAUCAGGGGAGAAGGAUGAAUCUGAUCUGAGAAUGUCAUAACCACCAAUUUCACCGGCCUUAAACGGACUAAUUAAUCCUA